Eptesicus fuscus (big brown bat) is the source of this 853-nucleotide messenger RNA. RefSeq names its product disintegrin and metalloproteinase domain-containing protein 20-like. Gene Ontology annotation, cellular component: sperm head plasma membrane; plasma membrane; external side of plasma membrane. Gene Ontology annotation, biological process: male gonad development. NCBI's taxonomy places the organism in Eukaryota, Metazoa, Chordata, Mammalia, Chiroptera, Vespertilionidae. The coding region runs from base 110 to 667 and encodes 185 amino acids. The transcript has 2 exons. The record is from RefSeq and is a predicted model, not a curated record.
UCUGGGGGUGCCAAACAUCCAGCCUCUCUCUGCUCUCCUCCUGCUGAAAAAGGUGCUACUGCAGCUUUAGUCUUGCCUGCACUUUCUAUGGUCACAGGUUCCCUCGCUCAUGGCUCCUGCCUGGGCCAAGGCCCACCUGACAGGGCCUCUCUGGCUGCCUCUUCUCUGGCUACUCCUGUCCUUGGUCAGUUGUUCCCAUGCCCUACCAGGAUGGCGUUUCACUUCCUCUGAAAUUGUGAUUCCCAGGAAGGUGUCUCACAGGCUGGGUGGAGCUGGGGUACAAGACCAGCUCUCCUACAGGAUUCACUUCAGUGGUCGAAGACAUGUGGUUCACAUGAAGGUCAAGAAGGACUUGCUGCCCAGACAUUUUCCGGUUAUCACCGAUAACGACCAAGGUGCCAUGCAGGAGGACUACCCCUUUAUCCCUCGAGACUGCUACUACUUUAGCUACUUGGAGGAGGUUCCUGGGUCCAUGGGCACACUGGACACUUGCUACGGGGGUCUGCGUGGCAUGCUGCAGGUGGAUGACUCGACUUAUGAAAUCAAGCCAAUGGAGGCUUCUUCCAAGUUUGAGCAUGUGAUUUCUCUGCUUGUGAAAGAACGAUCAACAGAGGACGAAAGCUGUACGAUUGAAAAAGAAGAUUCAGAUGAGGAUGAAGAGGACUAAAAAUUAACCUGGUACAGAAACAGAAUCCCCACAACUUUACUAAAUGCUAACUGGAACCUACGCAAUGGGUAAAAUCACAUUGCACUUACUGGGAGAAAUAGUCAAUACUCACUCUGAUAAUGACAUCAUCCUACAGCUAUUCCAAGGUUGUCAUCUUGAAAUAAAAUGACUUGGAGAUUUCAAAAA